Molecule: messenger RNA, 2530 nt
Organism: Clupea harengus (Atlantic herring)
Lineage: Eukaryota; Metazoa; Chordata; Actinopteri; Clupeiformes; Clupeidae
Gene: fam149a
Product: family with sequence similarity 149 member A
Exons: 10
Coding region: 83-1402 (439 amino acids)
Source: RefSeq, a predicted model, not a curated record
GGAGGAGGAGGAGGAGGAGGAGGAGGUGGUGUACGAGGCCGAAGGCAGGCUGGAGGAGUUCCUAGCCUAUGAUGUAAAGGAGAUGGACGACGAGGGGGCGGAUCAGAGGAAGGCCUGCUACCACGCGGCUGCACUGGACCCCGCCACUGGGAGGGGUGGGGGUGGAGGAGGUGCAGGAGGAGGACGUGGAGGAGGAGGAGGAGGAGGAGGAGGAGGAGGAGGAGGAGGGGUGCCUCCUGUUUCUCCCCAUGCCUGCAUCAAGGACGCCGUGGCAGGGGAGGUUUUUGAUGUGGCCUGGCGGCUGGCAAUGCGCGCCUUCCAGGGGCUCCUGCGAAAGCACUGGGAGAGGGAGCUUGGAGGUGGAGGAGGGAUGCUGCUCGCGGCAGAGAGAGGGGGCCAGGGUUUGAGCGAACCGUCCUCGCAGGUCAACACCAAAGGCCAACGCCUGGCAUCCUCAAGGGGUUCCAAUGCCAAACUGUCCCUGGGGUCCAGCUUCAACCCCACACAAGACUCAAGUGCCUUCAGAAUUAAUUUAAGUGGUGUUAUGACGAUCCAGGCAAAGCCACUCCAGCAAAGAGCACAAGGAUUGUCAGAGAAGUCUCUCUGUGACUCCGAUGACAGAGCCGGUAUGGUGGCGUGUGACCGGACUCAGGCUCUGAAGUCCCUGUGCGCGCUCUCACACAAACCCCCGGGUCAGCGGCGCCUACCCAGACUCAGUGGCAGGGCCAGGCUGCUGCCCAGCAACCACCCCCUCUACGGCAACCACCCCCUCUAUGGCAACCACCCCCUCUACGGCAACCAGGUCCUGCAUGGCACCAAGCUAUGCACAGUGAGUGAGGGGCUGCCUUCACCGCCUGUCAGCGCAGCCUUGAGUCACCGCCUUCCUCAUCUCACCCCAGACGUCCCUGAGCAGGACACCUCUUUGACACACCCUCCCCGAUAUGCGCAGCCCAGAUGGAGGCUCUUGCGUGGGGGCUUGUCCAGUGCGGUUCACCCCCGCUCCAGUCUCCCUCCUCUAAGGGAGCCCAGUGUGACUCUGGAGCCUCUGGCCAGGCCUAACACCACCCAUACAAUCUGGUCGGACAUACCAAUGAAGAGUAGCUUCUCACCCGCGGAUUUUGCCUGCAGCUUGAAGCCGGCCGCACGCGUGACGCUCCCAGGGUUCCCUGGUGACUGGUCCCGGAUGGGCGUCACAGGCUUCAGUUUGGGCAUCACCUCCUCCAUGGCCAGCAGCUUCUCUGGGUGUGCCACGCCUCCCAGACGAAGAAGGCCAUACAUGUCUUCCUCAGCAGAGGUAGAGGGUGGCAAUGAAGCUCUCAUCAUGGGGGUGCAGUGUCAGCGCAAAGCGCUCGGCAGACUUCCAGGAAACGGGAGGAGGAAGUUCCAGGUGGUGAUGCCGUAGCACCGACAGGUGUGUGUGUGUGUGUGUGUGUGUGUGUGUGUGUGUGUGUGUGUGGGUGUGUGUGUGCGCGCGUGUGUGUGUGUGUGUGUGUGGAUCCUGUUUUACCACAGAACACAGACAGCCCUGACAAAACAUGGGGGAAACAGUCAUUCAAUGAACACUAAUGCAAGGAGUGGUGUGAGUGUUGACAUGUUCGUAUUCACUGUGAAGUCGCUGACGUAUAGUAAGUGAAUGGGUGGCUUUCACUGUAACUCUGACCCUGUUUACACUUGACUUCAAAAUGUGCCCUAAGCGAUCAGGCCACGAGUUGACAGAACUAAAUACAAGUGGAAACGACCACCAACACCAAAUGUGAUCCAAUCACUCAAAAACCACAGACAUCAUUUGACCACGUGUCUUUUGUAGUGUAAACGUUAACGUGUCCUGACGCAUCCCCGACAAGGGCGUAACAGAUUGACGUGUCGUAGGCAGGAACAAAAUCUGAACUCAAGUGGUCAGCUGGACACCUUGGAGACGUAUGAUAGACUCAGGCGAUGUGUCUCGGCCCAAGACGCAUUUUAAAACCAGGUGUCAAACAGGGUCAGAGAGAUGUCUGUAAAGAUCUAAAACUAAACCAAAUACACAAAGUCAUAAUUAUAUUUCAAAUAAGAACAGAAGCAGAAAUGCAGAAGCAGAAAUGUGUGGUGCUGGUCAUUUGUUUAUCAUCUUCCUGCAUGCCCCUGUAUGUGAGCUGUUUCUCAUGACUGACAAGGGGGUGGAACAGCAGGUGUAUUUCUGUAUAGGCAGGCAUUGAUUGUUAUAGAGAGCAUGUUCCUGUAUGUGUAGGUGUAUUUCUGUAUAGGCAGGCAUUGAUUGUUAUAGAGAGCAUGCUCCUGUAUGUGCGGGUGUAUUUCUGUAUAGGCAGGCAUUGAUUGUUAUAGAGAGCAUGAUCCUCCAUCUGUUUACAUUCUCCCCAAUGGGGCACAUCCUCAGGCCUGUUUACUAGUUGCCAUAUAGAGUAAACAAGCAACUGUGUACACAAACACAGUUUUAUACGCCAAAACAUGUUUGUCAUAUAAAAGCAAUGUUAAAGGUUUACUUUAUUAUUAUGAAUUAAUAUAUUGCUUUUGGGUAUGUAAGCACCAUUUU